Molecule: messenger RNA, 2551 nt
Organism: Triplophysa dalaica
Lineage: Eukaryota; Metazoa; Chordata; Actinopteri; Cypriniformes; Nemacheilidae
Gene: chn1
Product: chimerin 1
Exons: 13
Coding region: 395-1759 (454 amino acids)
Biological process (GO): regulation of small GTPase mediated signal transduction; positive regulation of GTPase activity; signal transduction
Molecular function (GO): GTPase activator activity
Source: RefSeq, a predicted model, not a curated record
CAAGAUGGCGACUUCAGUGUUGGGAUGUAAGGAGUGAAUCAGAGCUUUAGCCGACGGAAAGUGCUAAAGAAAUGGUCGGACUGAAUCUGCAAAAGACCUGAAACAGAUCUCCUCUCUGAUAAAUGCGCGAAUGCGCGUGAGAUCUUGUGCGCUCGCGCUUGAAUCCUCGCUGUUAGUCAGGGAUCAAAGUUGCUCGGCAACAGCUUGUGACGGCAGAUUACUCAUCGUUUGUGCUGGACUGUCGCGUUAGACAAUUAAACAAGACCAGUUGCGUUGAAAGUGCACGUGACAUUGUCGCGUUUUCGGCGAAUAUCAGACUCGUUCCUCAUGGAAUAAUCGUGGACAGAAGAACAUCGAGUGUGUUGUUAAAACCUUUGUCCACCGGAUCUCUGCAAUGGCCAUCCAUGUGUUUGAUAAUGAUGAGUACCGACCCCCUGUGUGGAAGUCCUAUUUGUAUCAGCUCCAGCAGGAGGCGCCACAUCCACGCAGAGUCACCUGCAUAUCUGAGGUGGAAAACCGGCCCAAAUACUAUGGACGAGAGUAUCAUGGGAUGAUCUCCAGAGAGGACGCAGACCAGCUCCUCAGUGUGGCCGAGGGAAGUUAUCUGAUCAGAGAGAGUCAGAGACAGCCCGGCACAUACACCUUAGCUCUACGCUUUGGGAAUCAGACCCGAAACUUCCGUCUCUUUUACGAUGGGAAGCAUUUCGUCGGGGAGAAACGUUUCGAGUCCAUCCACGACCUGGUAACAGACGGUCUGAUCACGCUGUAUAUCGAGACCAAAGCUGCCGAAUACAUAUCGAAGAUGACCAUCAACCCCAUAUACGAGCAUGUGGGCUACACCACCCUGAACCGCGAGCCAGCGCUGAAGAAAGUGCCGCCCGUCACCAAAGACGUGCCCGAUGGCAAAGAGCCGGACCUGGAGGAGAGGCUCACGUCGCUGGUUCGCAGAGCCACGCUGAAGGAGAACGAGCGCGCACCCAAGUACGAGAAAGCCCACAACUUCAAGGUGCACACCUUCAGAGGGCCACACUGGUGUGAGUACUGUGCCAACUUCAUGUGGGGUCUCAUCGCACAGGGAGUCAAGUGUGCAGAUUGUGGAUUGAAUGUUCAUAAGCAGUGCUCUAAGAUGGUUCCCAACGACUGUAAACCGGAUCUGAAGCACGUGAAGAAGGUGUACAGCUGUGAUCUCACAACACUGGUCAAAGCUCAUAACUCAAAGCGACCCAUGGUGGUGGACAUGUGCAUACGAGAGAUCGAGUCACGGGGUCUGCAGUCAGAGGGUCUGUAUCGCAUCUCUGGGUUCAGUGAGUUAAUCGAAGAUGUGAAGUUGACGUUUGACAGAGACGGGGAGAAAGCUGAUAUCUCUGUGAACACGUAUGAAGACAUCAAUAUCAUCACAGGUGCUCUUAAACUCUACUUCAGGGACUUGCCCAUCCCUGUCAUCACAUACGACGCUUAUCCACGCUUCAUCGAGGCUUCAAAGGUCACAGACCCUGAUGAGCGUUUGGAAGCUCUUCAUGAAGCUCUGAAACAGCUUCCACCCUCACACUGCGAAACUCUGCGCUAUCUCAUGGCACAUUUAAAAAGGGUAACAGAGAAUGAAAAAGACAACCUGAUGAACGCUGAGAAUCUGGGGAUCGUAUUCGGGCCGACCCUGAUGCGAGCGCCCGAUCUGGACGCCAUGACAUCUCUGAACGACAUCCGCUAUCAGAGGCAGGUGGUGGAGUUACUCAUCAAGAAUGAAGACAUCUUCUUCUAGAUUCUUCUAGCAGCUGCUCUUCUCUUUUACUCCGUCUGGACUUGAACAUGAAGGACUCUUGUAAUAUAGAACUUUUUUUGGACCAGUACUUACUAACACCCCUGUUCCUCCUCUGAUGGAUGAUGUUCCUGUAUCUUGCAUGUCUUCCUCCCCAUUUUUGUCGGGGUUUGUUAAAGCUGACGGUGGGCGCGCUGUGCUUCAACAUUGCUCUUCUGCUGGAGUCUGACGGAUUGUGCUUCUGUUGUUCCUGCCGUACUACAAACAGGCGUUUUGUUUCUUUUUUGUAAAACGUUGUGAAUUUGGAUAAGACACAGUCAUUUUUGGAAACACUUUAUCUGAAGAGCCAUAAAUAAGGAUGAUGUCAAAUUGUGCAGGCGUAAUAACCCUAUUCAUGUGAUCUGAAUAGUCAUUUAUCUCAAUCAACCUGAGGUUUUGUACUUGAAUAUGAGGUUUGUUUUUUCAUAAUCCUGAGUGCAUGGAUCAGCCGAUAAAGUGUCAGGAGUGAUUUUUCAGAUUCUGAAUGUGUUUUAUUUUCUGGUUGUUUUUAAUUUAUUCCGUCAGGUUUAUCUGACUCUGCCUUUACCAGCAAGACCUCCACAUGAGAGUCAAAAGACUUCUGCAGUAAACACAUAUUCACACACAAUAUUUACAGUCCGUGUCAUGAUCUUUAAAUCUGCCUUUAGAAAAACCUGUUGCACUCUUAAUGUGACUUCUUGAUGUUUUUGGUUCUGUUUUUGUAAUUGAUUUGAGCAUGAAGACAUUAAUUUAUUAAAUUGUACUUUUAGAACUGUG